This is a messenger RNA of Seriola aureovittata, 2270 nucleotides long. It is a transcript of the gene eif2s2, whose product is annotated as eukaryotic translation initiation factor 2, subunit 2 beta. The record is from RefSeq and is a predicted model, not a curated record. Gene Ontology annotation, molecular function: mRNA binding; translation initiation factor binding; translation initiation factor activity. Gene Ontology annotation, cellular component: eukaryotic translation initiation factor 2 complex. Lineage: Eukaryota; Metazoa; Chordata; Actinopteri; Carangiformes; Carangidae. The transcript is spliced from 9 exons. Gene Ontology annotation, biological process: translational initiation; formation of translation preinitiation complex; formation of cytoplasmic translation initiation complex. Bases 131 to 1129 code for a protein of 332 amino acids.
CUGGAUUUGUCGACUUCACGCAUGCGUACUGCAGCUCCACCGCUGAUGCAAGAAAUUUUCGGCGCAGCGGUGUGGGACUGAUCGGGAGACAAAAAGUAGCCAGAUUUCAGACACUUUUCAACCUGCAAAUAUGUCAGGAGACGAGAUGAUUUUUGAUCCCAACAUGACCAAGAAGAAGAAGAAGAAGAAGAAGCCCUUCAUGCUGGAUGAGGACGGAGGAGAGGGGGUGGGAGGAGAAGAGGCUAAAGAGGUGGAGGCAAAGGAGGCAGAACCAGAGGCUGGAGAUGACAAAGAGAUAGAUCUGGAUGACGAUGAAGGCAGGAAGAAAGAGCCGUCUGAUGACUUGAACGAUCUGAACUUCUUCAACCAGAAGAAAAAGAAGAAGAAACCCAAGAAAGUAUUUGAUAAUGAUAUCGAGGAGGGAUUAAAGGAACUAAAAAUUGAAGGCGAACAGACAGAGGCACUGGAGGAGGACAACCUGGACUUGAUGCUUCCUACCAAAAAGAAAAAAUCAAAGAAAGUAGAUUUUGAUGAGGGAGAACUAUUGGAGAAGGACGACGCUCUGGAGGAUGAUGAGGGGAAGAACAAUGAUGGAAUCUCAUUCAGCUCCUCCACAGGACCAGCCUGGGCUGGCUCAGAAAGAGACUACACUUAUGACGAGCUCCUGAACCGAGUCUUCAACAUCAUGAGGGAGAAGAACCCAGACAUGGUGGCUGGAGAGAAGAGGAAGUUUGUGAUGAAGCCUCCUCAGGUGGUCCGAGUGGGAACCAAGAAAACCUCUUUUGUCAACUUCACAGACAUCUGCAAACUGUUGCAUCGUCAACCUAAACAUCUCCUUGCUUUCCUUUUGGCUGAGCUGGGAACAAGUGGUUCCAUAGAUGGAAACAACCAGCUUGUGAUCAAAGGCAGAUUUCAACAGAAACAGAUAGAAAAUGUGUUGAGAAGAUAUAUCAAGGAAUAUGUGACAUGUCACACCUGCCGUUCCCCAGAGACCAUCCUGCAGAAAGACACUCGCCUCUAUUUCCUGCAGUGUGAGACGUGUCACUCCCGCUGCUCUGUUGCUAGUAUCAAGACUGGCUUCCAGGCUGUGACGGGCAAGAGGGCGCAGCUCCGCGCCAAAGCCAACUAAAGGCCACCGAAACUGGGCUCCCCAUCCUCUCUCGGCCUCCCCUUUCCCCUAAGGAGGGCUGAAGCUGGGGUUGGACGCCACCUUGAUUUGUUAAAAGGACUCUCUGAAUUGAACUGCGGGAGGGUUUGGCAGUUUAGUUGUGUCAUGGCCUGACCAGGCAGGGAGUGAGAGAGUAUCUAAAGCUGACAGAGGGGGUUGUGGGCACUGUAAGCAGAUGAUGUGUACCACAUACACUGUAGGAUGCAUUUGUUGUCUAGCUGAUGAACCCUCUGUCUCCAAGGUUGUUUUUUUCCCCCAUUUGCUGUAAUUCUUGGUUCCUGCAAGAAAAUUCUGAUUUAACAUGGCUUGAAUCCUUUCUCAUUCAUUUUUCUCCCAUUAACCAUACACCAGACAUGAAUAUUUCUUUGAAUAAGGAAUCCAUUUCGCCAUGCAACCAGCCAAAUUGUAGUUAAGCUAAAUUGAUCUGCAGUAACAGAGCAUAGUUGCUUUGUUAAUUGUAACUGUGUGGCUCAUGGUCGCUUCUUUAUUCUUGAGCUCAACCUUGCUUAAACUGAAGGUUAUGUUUCUGUUUCUGGUCUGGCUCCAAAUAACAGAACUGCCAGUCCUGAAUUUAUAGCCCUAGUUUAUCAAGGAUGAAAAUCAAAGUCAUCAGGCUGGAAUACAUACAGAAAGAUGCGUCACUGUUAACAAGUCUGUGACAGGCACCUAACACAGAUCUCCUUUGAUUGUUUUAUAGCAGAUGACCACAAAGUCAAAUUAAUAGGGGGAAACCACCUUCUCACUGGCAAAUUUAAUAGUGAGGUUGUGUUUGAGACAAACUGAAAUUGUAAAGUGUGAGUGCUAUUGAGGCAUUUAUGAGCAGUUGUGUACUUAAUUAUUUCUUUGACUUCAAAAGUUCAGAUCAAUACAAAAAUGACCUCUAAGCUGGUGCGUCGGUCUCCUCUUACAGGUCAUUAUUUUCAAAUGUGAAUCAAGAACUUCGCAACACAAGCUAGCCAGGAUAUGAAGAGUUUCAGUCCAAUGAUACUGGAUACAUGAUAUUGGUUCUGUUCUGGUUUGAAAAGAAAGUGAAUAACAAAGUCUGACUGGAAUCAUUUUAAAACCUGGUUUUUACAAAAAUAAAAUAUUCUCUCUCUCUCCA